Molecule: messenger RNA, 1530 nt
Organism: Pisolithus orientalis
Lineage: Eukaryota; Fungi; Basidiomycota; Agaricomycetes; Boletales; Pisolithaceae
Product: t-SNARE
Exons: 7
Coding region: 190-1254 (354 amino acids)
Biological process (GO): vesicle fusion; vesicle-mediated transport; intracellular protein transport
Cellular component (GO): endomembrane system; membrane; SNARE complex
Molecular function (GO): SNAP receptor activity; SNARE binding
Source: RefSeq, a predicted model, not a curated record
GGUGUCUCUCUCUCAGCGGUUCACUCGAUUUCAAAGACACCGGUCCAUCGAUUACCCAAACGUCAAACUGGAAUUCCUCCACUAAAAUCAUCUCGGAUCUACAACCCCUCCUUUGUUUGUUCUUUGUUUGCGUCCACCCUCCCAAACAAUGACAUACACCACCCCCCGCCCAGCCCACUCAUUGUCUGGAUGUCGUCCCCAUCGUCUCCGUCGCCGACAACCCGCUCCAGGACCCUUCUGUUUAUCUCGUAUCGCGAUUCAAGAAUACGUUCGUCCAGCUCCUCAAAACACCGCCCAUCGUAUGACGAUCCGUAUCAAGCCGACGACGACGACGACGAGAACCAACACCUCAUAACCCAACAACACCUCGCCCUCGACCUUCAGUUGCCUCCGAAAUGGGUCGACAUCUCCGAUCAGGUGGAGGAUAUACUCGCUGCGGUCCAGUCGAAACUGAGUGCACUUGAAAAACUCCAUGCGAAGCGUGUUCUUCCCGGAUUUGCGGACCGGACAGCGGAGGAACGGGAAAUCGAGGCAGCGACCACUGACAUCACCAAGGACUUCAGGCGUUGUCAUGCCCUUAUACAACGAAUCGGGGUUGACCAAAGCCACUCCUUCCCCCCAUCAAGUGGGACCUACCACGAGUCGCUCACUGCCAGAAAUGUGCAAAGAGGACUCGCCGCCAAAGUGCAGGAACUCAGCUCCACAUUCCGAAAGAAGCAACGUGUCUUUAUGGAACGUCUCCAGGGUCACGUGAUAAAACACCAGGAUCUUCUCAUAGCUUCAGGUACCAUUUCUUCCCGGGGUUCAGAGGGCCUCUCCGCCCUUGACGAUGAUGUGCGGGCUGCUCAGGCACAGAUUAUGGAAGUAGAUCAGACGCAUGACCUUCGGCUUCGAGACCGCGAGUUGACACAAAUCGCCAACUCCAUAGCAUCAUUAGCAGACCUUUUCAAGGAUCUCUCCAAUCUGGUGAUAGAUCAGGGUACCCUGCUCGACAGCAUCGAAUACAACAUCGAACAGACUUCGGUGCAGGUCACCGAAGCCGUCAAGGAACUUAAUAUCGCAACAAGGUACCAGAAGAACACAGGGCGACGGAAAAUCAUCUUCCUCUUAUUGCUCAUCAUCUUUGGGUUGAUUAUCGUCUUGAUCUUUAAACCGCGUCGCCACCGUUCCGCCUUGGGCGAUACUUCACAAUCUGCCUCACUUCCAUCGAGUAGUUUCAUGCCAGUAUACGUGCGACCACGGACACGCUUCUGACCUACGCACUUUCAAGUCAACAUGGAUUCAGGGCCCACUAACAAUUCCCUUACCGAAGGGAAGAUCGAGUUAGUCGCCUAUUGCACUCUUGCGAUACAGUGUACAGCCAUGCCUGGAAUACUGGCAGGUUGCAUCGUGCUGAUAACUCCUUCCUUGACUAUACAUGCCAAGCCCCACAUGUCCAUCACAUUAUUCUUAUGACUUAUUGCACUCGUGUCGCGUGCAGUGUUGGAAUGCUUAGAUGUUAACUCGGUGCACACCUACUAUUUGAAGGGU